This is a messenger RNA of Coniosporium apollinis CBS 100218, 1113 nucleotides long. RefSeq lists its product as uncharacterized. The transcript has 5 exons. Lineage: Eukaryota; Fungi; Ascomycota; Dothideomycetes. The record is from RefSeq and is a predicted model, not a curated record. The coding region runs from base 1 to 1113 and encodes 370 amino acids.
AUGUCAAACUUCGAUCCUAACGCAAUCCUUCGGGGAGUGCAACUUACGUUUGUUGGCGCACACCGUGCUCUUCAAAACCCUCAUCUGUUCACCUCGGAUCAUUACAAGCAAGCUGCUAUAGCCGUUGCAGUCGGCAUCGCUAUUCGAGUGCUUAUUGUUGUGCCGACCACCGUGUUGACGCUUCUUCUAGAGGCUAUAGCUCUUGUCACCCGGGAACAAGGCGCAAAAUGGGUUCACGAGAUCGUAGAGGGCCUCGAUUUUGUGGAAGAUUCGGUGCUCCAACUACCAUUCUUUCUCAUGUCUUUAAUGCGUUACGUGACACCUACGUUGGACCAGCUGUUCAUGGACUCGCUGCAAUGGGUAGAUGAGACCUAUUUUGCGAAGCAUCAGGGCGAGGACCCGGAAAAGUUACGGGCUAUGUACUGGCAGAACAUGCGGAUGUACCCAACGCAUGGAGCAACGAGGACGCAGAAAGAGCAUCGCAAAGCCAAUAGUCCCAUGGAUGGUGUAAUCGCCUUCAUGAUCCGAUAUGCUCGUAGGACCGGAACUUCUCUGGCUAUCUACGCGCUGUCUCACCUGCCCUAUAUCGGCAGGUUCGUAUUACCAGCGGCCAGUUUCUACACGUUCAACAAGGCUGUUGGACCCAAGCCGGCGGUCGUUAUAUUUGGGAGCGCCUUUCUCCUUCCUCGACGCUACCUAGUGGUCUUCUUGCAGACUUACUUCUCUUCGCGAAGUCUGAUGAGGGAGCUCCUCGAACCAUACUUCGCUCGGAUUCGCUUCAACAAGGACCAAAAGCGGCGCUGGUUCAGAGAUCGAGAAGGUGUGCUCUUCGGGUUCGCCGUGGGCUUCUUCAUGCUCAUAAAGAUUCCACUGCUUGGAGUCCUCUUUUACGGCAUCGCUGAGGCUGCGACUGCGUACCUCAUCACCAAGAUCACCGAACCUCCUCCACCUCCUCCGCAACCCGAAGACUACGCGGACAAGCACGUCCGCUGGAAGAACAAGCAUGAGUUUCUGGCCUUACCGUUCGCGAACCUCGACGCACUAAACACCAGAGCGUCUUCGAGGGCACAAGACCCACUUGUAGCGCAAGUUCCGGAUAAGAAGGAGCUUUAG